This is a messenger RNA of Suillus bovinus, 2286 nucleotides long. RefSeq lists its product as uncharacterized. NCBI's taxonomy places the organism in Eukaryota, Fungi, Basidiomycota, Agaricomycetes, Boletales, Suillaceae. The coding region runs from base 1 to 2286 and encodes 761 amino acids. The record is from RefSeq and is a predicted model, not a curated record. The transcript is spliced from 15 exons.
AUGCGGGAGACAUGCAGUUGCAAGGGUGAAGAACCUUUACUUUACCGCUGCCGGGAUUGCUUUGGAGCAGAAAUGGUGUGCCAUGCAUGUGUCCUUCAAUGGCAUGCACAUAGUCCACUCCAUAGAAUUGAGCUGCGCAUCCAGCUUGGUCACAAUCCAGGAGAGACAUGUUAUAAUCCUGAACCUGCUGCUGGCAAUGAUUUCGUUGUCAUAGACGUCCACGGUAUCCAUGAAAUUGGCCUUGACUUUUGCAGCUGUGAAACAGCCCAAAUUCAUUACAAACAACUUAUUCAUACUCAAUGGUUUUUAGCUACUGCUAUGAAUCCUCAAACUGCUGCCACAUUUGCACUCAUGGAGUUCUUCUACUUCCUCGCAUUUGAAUCAAAGGUAUCCGCAUAUGAAUUUUACCACAGUAUCACUAGACGGACAGAUAACACCAGCAUCACACCAAUUAGGAUGCUCAAGCGAGCAGGAAGAGGUCACAAUCCCAGUGGUGUGGAUGCAACUUCUGCUGGCAAAUGUGCUGUACUCUGUCCAGCAUGCCCUCACCCAGGAAAAAAUUUACCCAAGGGCUGGGAAGAUGCACCACAUGAUAUCAGAUGGAAGUAUGCUCUUUUCCUGGCCAUUGAUGCCAAUUUUUGGCUUAAGCGGAAGCUUGUCUCAAGCGACAAUGUCGAUCCAAGUCUCAAUGCCAGCUCAUGCUACUUUGUUGAAGAUACUGCAUACACACAAUAUUUGAGCGAGCAUGGCUGUGAGCUGCAGGAGAAAAGCACAUGUGUCAGUCAUAACACCGUGAACAUGGCUGACACAAAAUCAUCGAGGGGUCUUGCAGCCAUGGGUGUUGGGACCAUGGACUGUGCAAGGUAUGAUAUGAAACUUCCUAACAGAGUUGGUGAUUUGCAGAAAGGUGAAAGAUAUCUAAACAUGGACUAUCUGGUCUUUUCAGUGAUGGUCAGCUUUGCCAUAGUUAUAUUCAAUCUAUCAUAUGACAUCGCCUGCCAAUGGCAUAAAAAACUAUGGCCUCACAUGGCAUCAAUGCCACCCCGACUGCACCUCAGCCGCAAAAACAAGAUCAUUCUUUUUUUUAAUGUUGGACAUACAGAUGGAGAAGCACCUGAGAGAGGGUGGGCAAACAUUAAUUGUAAAUGGGGCCAGGAGCAGUGCUGUGAUACUUUGGACGAUCAUUUUUCAGACUGGAAUUGGAAAAAAGUCACCAUGCUCAGCAUGCUCCGCAAAGUCAAAGAAGCCUCAAGGAGGGCUAAGCUCCAUCGAGAAGAACUCGACAAACUUCAACAAUCGAUUCCGGCAUCAUCGCUCUCUAUGUGGAAGUCAGAAAUUGAGGCAUGGGAGGAGGAUAACACACAGCCCAACCCGUUUGAGAGCAGGCUGGCCGAAAAGGAGGCUACAGACUUACAAGCUGGUGCAGAUGUCUCAUUGCACGCCAACAUUUCUCCAAGUGUCCUCAUCGCAUCAGGCAUUGACCUACAGGAUCAGCAGCGGUGUUUGGCCGCAGACAUUUCUUCACUGGGUCAGCAUGCGACCGACACACAGAAGACCAAGGUACUCAAUCAAAGCAAUGCUCUACAACAUCAAUUGGAUAAUUGGGCUCAAAUCCAACUCGACCCGCACCUUCCUUGCGACCAAAGACUUUGUGAAUGUGAAUGGGAACUCCGGUAUGCUCAAGCCCAUGAUGCAUUGAACGAUGUUCAACAGCACAUUCACCUAUUCACCCACCUCAACGCAUUCAGGAUGGCAAAUGUACAGGGUCAACGUGCCUCCACUCAUGCAUGCACCACUCUCAAUCUUGCAGCUGAGAAGAAGCAUGCAAGCAAGGCUAAAUACAACGCUGCCCGGGAUGCACUUACUGUUGGCUGGAGCGAUAUCUUGCACCCUCUUGCAUGGACCGAUAUGAGACCCAUGGGUGACUUCAUUCAAGGACAAUCCGAAGGUACUCAUGAUAUACCGUGGAUAUGGAAGACACCUGGAGUGCUGCAAGACGACGACGAGGGACUUCAAGAUUGUCUUUGCAUUGAGUGGUGCAAGGCAAGAGCGCGAGAGGCACGUUGGUCUGAAGAAGUACUGCUGUUGCUUGAAGAGAUGCAGAGGGUAUUGACAUUCUUAACUUGGCAGGGUACAUGGUGGUCUGGGCUGGCCUCGGCUCGGCAUUUCAAGAGAUUGGCUGACAGCAAAGGGUCCAGGGCAUAUGCAAACCGGCAAUCCGCGCUCCGUGAAGCUAUGGUAGAAAAGUUCAGGCAAUGCUGGGCCACUCACACUGGGAAUGGCUGA